AUGAAAAGGCCACCUGGAUAUACCAAAGGACAACCUGAUCAGGUCUACAAGCUACACAAAAGUCUCUAUGGGCUUAAACAGGCCUCACGACAAUGGUAUGAUAAAUUCUCCACUUCCUUGGUUCAAUUUGGUUUCACUCAAUCCAAGGUUGAUUACAGCCUUUUUACCCUCAUUACUGCUACCAGCUUUACUGCAUUACUUGUUUAUGUCGAUGACAUAGUGGUUGCAAGCAGUUCUUUUGAUUCAAUUUCAAUACUCAAGACCUUCUUGAACACACACUUCAGGAUUAAAGACAUUGGGACAUUAAGAUAUUUCCUUGGCAUUGAGGUUGCUAGAUCCCCAAAAGGAAUUCACCUCUGUCAAAGGAAAUACACUAUCGAUAUCCUUGCUGAUUCAGGUCUCUUAGCUUGCAAACCCUUAAAGCUCCCCAUGGACCAAAACCACAAGUUAAGCAAAUCCUCUGGAACACCUCUCUCUGAUCCUACUCCAUAUAGACAACUUAUUGGAAGGUUACUUUAUCUAACCUUAACAAGAUCUGAUCUUAGUUAUCCCAACCAAGUCUUAAGUCAGUUUAUGGACCAUCCCUCAUCUUCCCACCUUGCUGCAGCACAUAAGGUAUUGAGAUAUCUCAAAAAUGCACCUGGCCAAGGUAUUCUACUUUCCUCUACAUCUUCCAUUCACCUUAAAGGUUACUAUGAUUCAGAUUGGGCCUCUUGCCCAGACACCCAAAAAUCCAUCACUGGAUUUUGCAUUUUCUUGGGUCAUUCUCUCAUUUCUUGGAGAUCCAAGAAACAAAUAGUUGUCUCAAGGUCAUCUGCUGAAGCAGAAUAUCGUGCAAUGGUUUCCAUUUCUACUGAACUCACUUGGCUAAGACAGUUGUUCAAGGACCUCUCCAUCUCUCACCCACAAGCUGCUGAACUUUUUUGUGACAACCAAGCUGCUUUACAUAUAGCAGCCAAUCCAGUUUUUCAUGAGAGGACAAAAUACAUUGAAGUGGAUUGUCAUCUUGUUCGAGACAAAAUUCAAGAAGGAAGCAUCAAGACCGCCCAUGUUCACACAACUUCACAGCUUGCAGACAUUUUUACUAAGUCUCUACCUUCUCAUGUUCUUUACUCACACUUCUCCAAGAUGGGAAUAGAAAACAUCUAUUCUCCAUCUUGUGGGGGGGUAUUAGAGCAGCAUGGCAUCAGUCAUUCCCUUAGUCCAGAUCAUGUGGAUGCAGCUGCUGAUGACAGUAUAAAAGGUCCUGAUAUGCAGUCACAUUCUCCAUCAAGUGAAUCUGCCUCUUAUAACAAACCUUCAGUCAAUUUACUAAAUAGCCCUUCUCAUAGAUGA
This is a messenger RNA of Juglans regia (Persian walnut), 1335 nucleotides long. RefSeq lists its product as uncharacterized. Lineage: Eukaryota; Viridiplantae; Streptophyta; Magnoliopsida; Fagales; Juglandaceae. The coding region runs from base 1 to 1335 and encodes 444 amino acids. The record is from RefSeq and is a predicted model, not a curated record. The transcript has a single exon.